This is a messenger RNA of Zingiber officinale, 1329 nucleotides long. RefSeq names its product disease resistance protein RGA2-like. The record is from RefSeq and is a predicted model, not a curated record. The transcript has a single exon. Gene Ontology annotation, molecular function: ADP binding. Bases 1 to 1329 code for a protein of 442 amino acids. NCBI's taxonomy places the organism in Eukaryota, Viridiplantae, Streptophyta, Magnoliopsida, Zingiberales, Zingiberaceae.
AUGUCAGCACCCCUCUAUCGCAGCCAUCCAUCACCUAAAUUGAAGCAUCUAUUGCUGCAGGUGCUGCCAUCGUCUUCCAUGAUGGCACAAGGUCGCUUGCUGUGUAUCCAAAACCACUUGGCGAUGGUUUGUGAUAGCCUUUGGGCUAUCAAUUCAAUGAUUGUUAUCCCUGAGAUGAGAAUGUUGUAUAAUAAUAUGUCAGAAAGGUGGACGUACUUUGGCAAGGUGUUAGAUGUGCCUCCAGAAUUUGCAGAUUGGGAGAGAGAUGUGGCUGCAGCAGUUAUAGAUGCGGGAGAGUUGCUCAGUCGAGUCAUGGAUUGGGAAGCAAGUUUGCAUCGUUCCAUUGUGGGUAACACCCAACAGGUGAACUUUCGCCAUGUUAUUCUAGUAGAGCUGAAAGAGAUGUUGUGCAACUUGAAUUCUCUUGUGCUGAGAGGAUCUUCAAUGGGUCUUCCGAGGGACCUUAUGGGUUCUAUGAACCCACUCCGAGAAGACUACUCAAUUGUCCUAAAAAAUGAGGUGGUGGCUAGAGAGGAAGAUCUAGAGAAACUCAUUGCAAUCUUGGAACGACAACUAGUAUCAUCCAACAACAAUGGUGAUGAUAACAAUCCGUUCGUAAUUGUCAUAGAUGGCGAACAAGAAGUUGGGAAGACGACCUUGGCCCAUAUGAUUUACCACCACACUUGGGUUCGCCAACAAUUUCAUCAUCGCGUUUGGAUGUAUCUACCUAUCGUUUCGACAUUCAAGAUGAUUAAUAUAAUUGGAAACGAAUUUGUAAGGUCCAUAAACAAGGAAGAAUAUUGUGAUCAGAAAUUACACCUAGACCUGCCGCUACUAGCCAUGUGGGAAUAUGUUAAUGAACAACUCUGUGGCAGUAGAUAUUUGUUGGUGCUUCAUUGUGAAAAUUUGGCUAGUUUGAUGCAACCAGAGUGGAAUGAAUUGAAGAACAUCUUGUUGCGUGUGGGCGGACCGGGGAGUGGAGUCUUGAUCAUCUACAAAACAUCAACAGAAUCAGCUGUAAGAGAUAUGAGUUUUCUAAAUGGGAUGAAGGAUAUUAUAACAUACUGCUUGAAUCCCUUAUCGGUAGAUACAUGGGUGGCAUUAUUUAAGAGACACACAGCAACAACAAUCCCAUCGAAGCAGGACAAAUUAGAGAAGGAUACAUGGCUCAUUCCAUUUGCUAGGCAACACUCCCUAGACUUGCCUAGUCAAACUUUUGGGGCAAAGGUUUUUGGAUCGCUAAUCCAUAUUAAUCUGGCAGCAUUUGAUCGCUCCUUUGUGGCACAAGAGAUUUUUAUGGUUAGGAAUUUUCCACUUGUCAUCGUAUGA